Molecule: messenger RNA, 9872 nt
Organism: Pungitius pungitius (ninespine stickleback)
Lineage: Eukaryota; Metazoa; Chordata; Actinopteri; Perciformes; Gasterosteidae
Product: nucleosome-remodeling factor subunit BPTF-like
Exons: 36
Coding region: 217-8985 (2922 amino acids)
Biological process (GO): regulation of transcription by RNA polymerase II
Cellular component (GO): NURF complex
Molecular function (GO): zinc ion binding; RNA polymerase II cis-regulatory region sequence-specific DNA binding
Source: RefSeq, a predicted model, not a curated record
AGCUAAGAAGAAAAAUGGCGUCUGCAGGCGACCCAGAGCGGGACACCGGCCAUUCAGUUUGAGCUUUCCGCCCUUAAAUUGAGACCGGGGCUUGGGGAAGACUCGUCGGGAACCGUCUCCGGAUCCGUUGGGCUCCUUCUCCCCCGCUUUUCUCUGGAGUGCGUGGCUUACUCGAGCUCCGAGAUUGAAGCGGAACAGAAAAGACUCUCUCCCACAAUGAGGGGGAGACGAGGAAGGCCGCCCAAACAAGCAGCCGCGAUGCGGGAAGGAUCACCCGGGCCAGUCCGCGGCUCCAGGGGUAGCAGGAGUAGAGGGAUGCGUGGGCGGGGAAGAGGCAGAGGACGCGGCCGGGGAAGGGGUGCGAGUGGCGGCGUUUGUGGCACUGGCUCCGCGGAAGUGGAUACAGAAAUCUCCGGUCGAGAGAACUUUCAUUCGACCCGGGGCCGCAAGAAAGUUGGAGCCUCAACCACCACAGCGGCGGCGGCGGCGGCAUCGCGGAGCAGAGGAGCCAGAUCGAGAGGCAGGGGGUCGAGAGGCAGCCGCGGCGGUAGAGGCGGAGUGAGGCGGCCUCAGACCAAAGUGGUCUACGACGACAACAGCGACGAGGAGGAUGAUAAUUUAAGCUACAGGUCAGACGAUGAUGAACUAAUGAACGACAACCCUUCGUCCGAUCUCGAAGAGGAGGAGGCCUUGGGAAACGAAUCGGACUAUCUGGAGGAACUACCGGAUGAUGAUGAUGCCAGCUACUGUACCGAGAGUAGUUUUCGGAGUCACAGCACGCUCGGUAGCACCCCAGGUAGGAGAAAGAGCCGGGCGUUGCGACCGCAGUCUCCUAUCUUUGAGGCAAAGGACAUUCCUUCCAUGGAGCUUCCCAAGUCAUCUGAGGACCUCCAGGUUCCUACCUCACAGCUCCUCAACGUGUCCGCCGUCUACGAGGUCCUCCGCAACUUCGGCUCGGUGCUGCGGCUCUCGCCGUUCCGCUUCGAGGAUUUCUGUGCCGCGGUGGCCAGCCAGGAGCAGUGCACGCUGUUGGCAGAGACCCACAUCUCCUUGCUCAAAGCUAUUCUCAGAGAGGAGGACACUUCGAACACCACGUUCGGCCCCACAGACGUGAAGGACUCUGUGAACUCCACCUUGUAUUUUGUGGACGGUAUGACCUGGCCGGAGGUGGUGCGGGCGUACUGUGAAAGCGACCCGGAGUACCGGCACAUUCUGCCUCUGCAGGAGUGCGAGGAUUACCCGUUCGAGCCGCUCGAGAGCAAAAUCAAAGUGCUCCAGUUUUUGGUGGACCAGUUCCUGGCGACCAACAUCGCCCGCGAGGAGCUGAUGUCGGAAGGCGUGGUCGCCUACGACGACCACUGCAGGGUGUGCCACCGCCUCGGCGACCUGCUGUGCUGCGAGACGUGUUCGGCCGUUUACCACCUGGAGUGCGUGAAGCCGCCUCUGCAGGAGGUGCCGGAGGACGAGUGGCAGUGUGAGGUGUGCGUGGCCCACAAGGUCCCCGGCGUGGCCGACUGCAUCCCGGAAGCGCAGCGGAGCAAACCGUUCAUCCGACAGCUGCCAGUCGGCUUCGAUCGACACCAGCGGAAGUACUGGUUCCUUAACCGCCGCAUCGUCGUCGAGGAGGAUGGCGACCAGGAGGACAAAGCCAUCUGGUACUACAGCACCAAGGUCCAGCUGGCCGAGCUCAUCAACUGUUUGGAUAAGGAGUACUGGGAGGGCGACCUGUAUGCAGCGCUUGAGGAGAUAAGGGACGAGGUGCACGCACACAUGGACAUCACCGAGGACCUGACCAACAAGGCCCGCGGCAGCAAUAAGUGUUUCCUCACUGCCGCUAACGAGGAGAUCCUGGAUCGGUUGCGGGCUAAGAAGGAGGAGGAGCUGGAGGAGGUGAAGAGACGGGCUGCUGAGGAGGCGCAGAAAGCGCGGAUGGAGAAGGAGAAGGAAGACGAAGAGGCCAAGAUGAGGGACGGGGGACAACAGGAGGACCAGAUCAAACAUGUGACAGAGGAGGGGGAGACUAAAGGAGAGGCCACAGAGGAGAAGAAGGAUGGUGAAGCUGUUGAAGCUCCGCCCACUGGCCAAGGUGGCAGUAGUGGCAGUAGCAUCUCAGACGGACCUACACUUACGGCAGGCUCUGCUCCGGCACAAACCCUCCCCACCGCCGCGGGCUAUGGCCAGGCCGCCGAGGCUCCAAAGAACUCGGCUCUUCUGAUAGCGGGAUGUUCCCAUGCGAAGGUCUCUAACCACACCGAAGAAAACACUCCGUCGGACUCUGUCCCUGUCUGUGGUGAUGGCAUCCCCAGCCUGAACCAGCCACCCCAGAGCAGCGAGGAGAACAGUGACAGCAGCACGGCAGCCCGGGUCGCUCCCCAAGGACCUGAACCUCCAGACCUGGCCGACAAAUCCUCCCAGUCAUCCAUGGCCAGCCUCGAUGAAACAGGAGAUGGCAAAGACUCCACUAACGGCGAGGCGGGUCUCGGCUGCAGGAAGUCUGCUGCCACUCGCAUGGUGACCCGGCUCAGGAACCCGGACAGUAAGCUCAGCCAGAUGAAGAACCAACAGGUGGCCAACAAGGGUUUCAAAGAGGUACUAGUAGUAAAUGCACAAGGUGACGUCACUCGUGUGACAACACGGGCCAAAGAGAUGAUGAUGAAGGGGACUCACAGCCAAUACUUCAAGCUCGGCCAGGAGGGAAAAUACCGUGUCUAUCAUAACCAGUACAGUUCCAACACUGUGGCCCUCAACAAACACCAGCACAGAGAGGACCACGACAAGAGGCGGCACCUCUCCCACAAGUUCUGCAUGACACCAGCAGGGGAGUUUAAGUGGAACGGGUCUAUCCAUGGCUCCAAGCUGCUGACCAUCUCCACACUGAGAAUCACCAUCAUCCAGCUGGAGAACAACGUUCCUUCGCCGUUCAUGCACCCUAACUGGGCCUCACACAGGACCAAUUGGAUCAAAGCUGUUCAGAUGUGCAGUAAAGCCAGAGAGUUUGCACUGGCUCUGGCCAUCCUGGAGUGUGCCAUCAAACCUGUGGCCAUGCUGCCUCUCUGGAAGGACUCACUGGGCCAUACCAGGUUAAAUCGCAUGACUUCCAUGGAGCGCGAGGAGAAGGAGAAAGUGAAGAAGCGGGAGAAGAAGCUGGAAGAUGAGGAGACAAUGCAACAGGCCACCUGGGUCAAGUACACGUUUCCCAUCAAGCAUCAGGUGUGGAAGCAGAAGGGAGAGGAGUAUCGCGUUACGGGCUAUGGCGGCUGGAGUUGGAUCAGUAAGACCUACGUGCAGCGGUUUGUCCCCCGGCUGCCCGGCAACACCAACGCGAACUACCGCAAAGAACUGGAAGAUGCCAAACUUGGCAAGAAAUGUACCCUGUUGGAUUUAAGUCGACAUCACAGUGUGGCUGCACCAGGAGCUCAGCAAGCUGCCAUGCCAAGCGGUGAGGCAAAAGAUCAAGACCUCUCUAGCCUCUCCAAGUCUGCACCGGAUCCUCCGAUGUCUGUUGAAGAGUCUAACGAGAAGAUGGAAGAGGAAAAGAAAGAAGAGGUGGAUGAAAAGCCUGCAGAGAUGGAGGUGGACCCCACUGACUCCCGAACAGAGGAAAUGCAAAGGCCGAGUCUUCAGCAAGCAAAUGCCUCCGUGAAGGAGGAGCCCACGGGGAGCCCUACACGACCCUUUAACUACGACGUAGUGGAUGUCAGCCAAGGCUUCCUCACCCGCGUCGCCUACAAGAAGAAGGUCAAGUCCUCCAAGCUGGACAUCCUGCUGGAGCGACGAGUGAAGCAGCACGUCAUUGAGGAGAGGCAGAGGCAGCAGGUGUCUGCCCCCAAAUGUCAGACCCUCGCGCCAGUUUCGGCCAUUUUAAACCCUGCCGCGAGCACUCCCGUCCGGCCGCGGCCCCCACUCAAGCCCGGAACUCUUGCCCAGGCACAGCUGGCGCUGGGCAAAGCUGUGAAAGUGGAGGAGAAAUCUUCCACACACACUCCGUCGGCAGAAAAACUCGGCGGAGGUGAAGUCAAAGGGGAGAUUGAGCCUGAACUCUCUAAAACUGCAGAUGAGGCUGCCUCUCCUCUUCCUUCUCCCGUUCCAGACUCCACUAACAAAGACAGUUGCAGCGCGGCAACACAAAACCAAACUGCCUCCAUACCUCAGGUAUUGGAGGCAGACUUGGUGGAAAGGACUAUGGGGUCAAACGAAACUGAUCAGAGCAAAAGAGACUGUUCAGGGCAAGCGGGUGUCACAUUGCCUGUUGCAGCAGCAGGGGGGGUUCAUAGCUCUUUAGAGCCACAAACAGCCAGUGUAUCAUCAAAUGUUACCACGGCUGCACAUGUUGAAAAUACAGGGUCUGAGGUACCCGACUUGACAUCAGACUCUCUGAGAACAUCGUGUCUGCUUAACCAGAUAAGCAGUCGAAGCACAUCUCCUUCUAAAGGUAUCCAGCAAAACCCAGAACACGUGAGUUCAUUGCAUUCAUGUACAGAGGAGAACGGCACGGCGCAACAGGAGAACCGAGAAAAUGUGCACGGUGCUGGACGAGGUAGACCCGAAGCCAACGGCACUGCCGAGCCAGUUUCUGCUCUCCCUCAGGUCAACGGCAACGAUGGCUUGUCGAGUAAUUCUGUGAUGAGCUCAAAUAACGGUGUGCUUCCCAGUGGUCCACAACCCACGGCGAACCGCAUCGGUAAACUGGAAGAGCGAGGGCCGGUCGUCAAGGACGGCCCACAGCUGAAGCCUUUGGUGAACGGAGAUUUGGCCCCUCCCAGUGACCGUAGCGAGGUCGGGGACGAGCCACCGGGCCUGGCUUCUAAGGUAGAGCUGAAGAGCCACACAACCAUGUCAGACCAGGAUUACAAACCCCCACUGAAGAUGAGGAGGCUGGAGAACAACGUGGAAGCCCUCGGAGCGAAUAGUCAAAGCGCCCCGCAGCGCAGUCUGCAGCCGGCAGAGACGAAACCCACUCCUGUGCUCAAGAUCAUCCGGAUGUCCCCGUCUCCCGUACCUCCAGCGGAAGACUGCAGCCUGAGCGACGAGGAGAACGGCAACACCGGGGCGACAGAAGCGGCCAAGACCAUCGUCACCCAAGUGACCACCACCUCCACAACCACCACAACUGUAGUUUCCACGCAGACGAAGACGGCCAAAGCGCCGCGGAGCGCAUCUGGAGGGGUCGCCGAGGCCGAGGCGUCGCUGACGGAGAACAGCGCGGUGUCCACGCUGACCACCAUGACCAAAACCACCGUGACCAAGAUCUGUUCCCCCGGGCCCGACGCUCAGUCGGAGGACAGCCAGGGCGAGACGGUGACGCGGGAAGAGAAGACGGCGCUCUCGGCCUGCGUCAGUAAGUCCACGAGGGACUUCUCGGCGUCGGUCGCCGUGAGCCUCGAGGCGACGAAGGGCCGCGUCCGCCUCCUCAAGUUCUCCCGCACCAAGAAGACCCGCUCGGACACGGCGCUUCCUUCGUACCGCAAGUUCGUCACCAAGAGCAACCGCAAGAGUAUUUUCGUCCUGCCCCACGACGACCUGAAGGUGCUGGCGAGGAGAGGCGGAUUCCGCGAGGUGUCCAUCUUCAGCUACAACUCGAAGCCUGCGCUGGACAUCUGGCCUUAUCCUUCGCCGAGGCCCACGUUUGGCAUCACCUGGAGGUAUCGCCUGCAAACAGUGAAGUCUUUGGCUGGCGUGAGCCUGAUGCUGAGGCUACUGUGGGCCUGUCUGAGAUGGGACGACAUGGCCGUCAAACCGUCCGCUGCUGUCGGCACCAUACGGACAGAGACUUCGGAGACUGAAAUCACCACCACAGAGAUCAUCAAGCGUCGCGACGUGGGAUCCCACGGCAUUCGCUCGGAGUACUGCAUCCGCAAAAUCAUCUGCCCCCUGGGACUGCCUGAGACUCCCAAAGAAACCCACACCCCACAGAGGAAGGGCCUGCGCUCCAGUGCUCUGCGCCCCAAGAAGCCCGAGCCGGCAAAGCAGACGGGCCCAGUGGUGAUUGAGAGCUGGGUGGCUGAGGAGGAGCUGGACCUCUGGGAGAUCCGAGCCUUCUCAGAAAGGGUGGAGAAAGAGAAAGCUCAGGCGGCAGAGCAGGCCAAGAAACGCCUGGACCCGAAAACGGGGACGGUCACGGCAACCCCAACCGGGACUCCUGCCACACCCAUCAUCACGCCCAAAGUCAUCGUCGGCUCACUGUCAGGCCAGGGAACCCCCAACACCAAGGUGGUACUGUCCGCCAAGAUGGGCACCCCCGUCACAUUCCAGCAGAACAAAAACUUCCAGCAGUCGUUUGCCACCUGGGUCAAGCAGGGUCAAAGCACGCAAGGAGCGGAGACCAACGUGGCCACGUCUGGUGGACACACCUUCCAGAUCACGGGGACCUCGGUGGGCGGAAAGGUAGUGACCACCAAGCUGCCGCUGCCCGCCAACAGCAAGAUCGUCACAGUCAACGUGCCGACUUCCCAAGGAGGUGUGGUGCAACAGAAGGUGUUGGGUAUCAUCCCCUCCAGCACGGCAGGUGGUGCCCAGACCUACACCACAUUCCAGCCCCGCACCACCACACUCAACAUCAGUCCCAACACUCCCGGCUCGCAGCAGCAGGUUCUGGCUGCUGGUGGUCAGAUCCGCCCAGGAAUGACAGUGAUCCGCACACCGAUGCAGCAGACGGGACCAAUGGGGAAGACGAUACUCCGCUCGCCGCUCGUGGUCCAGCAAGGUCAGGGCGGACAACAGGUGGUGACGCAGAUCAUUCGCGGCCAGGCGGUUUCCACGGCAUUAUCUGGCGCCAGCCCCGUCGCCACGGUCACAGGCCAGGGGGCGACCAACGCCACCCUGUCAGGGCAAGCGGCAGGCCAAACACCCCCUGGGACCCCACGGGCACAGGGGCAAGGCCAGGUGAAGCUCACGCUGGCGCAGCUCACCCAGCUAACACAGAAGCAGCAGGCCGGCUCAGCUGUGGAUCGGCAGGCUGGUGUGGGGGCUACCCAGCCGGCUCUGACGGUGAUGGUUCAGGGCCAGGGCCAGACCACCGGUCAGCUGCAGGUCAUACCUCACGGGGUCACCGUCAUCCCAGGACCCGGUCAGCAGCUCAUGCAGGCCGCUCUGCCCAACGGCCAGAUGCAGCGCUUCCUCUUCACCCCAUUGGCCUCCGCUGCUGCACCCACAUCAAGCACGGCCAGCACCGUGCCCAGCUCCACCUCCACCAAAACCCCAGCACAACCCGCUCAGCAGGCUGCCGCCCCUGUCCAGGCAGGAGCAGCCCCCUUGGCCACCACCAGCACCCCUUCGUCGGCCACCCCACAGGGACAGCUACCCCCUCAGACGCAGGCCCACAUGCCCAUCCAGUCCCCCACCUCGCUGCAGGUGAAAACGCAAGGAGGAACCACCCAGCUGCAGCUGCAGCAGACACCUCAGAUCAUCGGCAUGUCUGGAGUGCAGCAGCAGGUACAGGUGUUGGCGCAGCUGCAGGCUCAGCAGGGUGGAGGCUCUCUUCCACAGCACAUCAAGCUGCAGCUUCCUAUCCAGAUACAACAGACUGCGACCACCUCAGCUCAGGGAGGACAGAUUGGGAACGUGGUGACCAUCCAGGCAGCUUCUGUCCAGGAACAGCUUCAGAGGAUUCAGCAGCUCAGAGAACAGCAGCAGCAGAAGAAGAAACAAGCCGCCGAAGCCAAGCGAGAGCAAGCCUUCAACGCAGCCAGCCAAAGCGACAUCAUUCAGAAGCAGGUGGUCAUGAAACAAAACGCUGUGAUUGAGCAUCUGAAGCAGAAGAAAACCAUGACGCCUGUGGAGCGAGAGGAGAACCAAAGGAUGAUCGUAUGCAACCAGGUGAUGAAGUACAUCCUGGACCGGAUAGACAAGGAUGAGAGGCAGGCCACCAAGAGGAAGAAGAAGGAAGAGGUGAUGGAGGCAAAAAGGAGGUUGGCCAACGCCAGCAAGCUCUCGUCGCUCCUUUACCGGCACAAAGAAAGUCUCAAGAUGGAGAUCCUGAAGAAACGGGCGCUCCUCGACAAGGAGCUGCAGCUAGAAGCCCAGGAGGAGCUAAAGAAGGACCUGCUGCGGAUGCGGAGGGAGAAGGAGAGAGCUCAGGCUGCGGCCCAACAGGCAGCUCAGGCCGCCGCCGCCGCCGCCCACAACCAGCAGCAACAUCCUCCGGCACACAAGCAAGGCAUCCCCCCCCCACACCACCUGAGCCCGACCGCCGCACACAAGAGGAAACGGGAGGAGGAGCGGGAGACCGCUACGUCAGCCAAGUCCAAGAAGAAAAAGAUGAUCUCGACCACGAGCGCCAAAGAGAGCAAAAAGGAAAUCAAGCUCUACUGCGUCUGCAAGACGCCCUACGACGAGACUAAGUUCUACAUUGGCUGUGACCUGUGUACAAACUGGUAUCAUGGAGACUGUGUGGGCAUCACGGAGAAGGAGGCCAAGAAGAUGGACGACUACAUCUGUGUGGAAUGCAAACGGGGUCAGCAGGUCAGCACGGAGGAGCUGUACUGCAUCUGUCAGACGCCGUACGACGAGUCUCAGUUCUACAUCGGCUGUGACCGCUGUCAGAACUGGUACCACGGUCGCUGUGUGGGCAUUCUGCAGAGCGAGGCCAACCACAUCGACCAGUACGUGUGCCCGCAGUGUCAGUCGACGGAGGACGCCAUGACGGUCUUCACGCCGCUCACCGACAAGGACUACGAGGGCCUGCGGAGAAUCCUGCGGUCCUUACAGGCACAUAAAAUGGCGUGGCCGUUCCUGGAGCCGGUGGACACAAACGACGCCCCGGACUACUACAGGGUUAUCAAGGAACCAAUGGACCUUUCCACCAUGGAGGAGAGGUUACAGAAGCGCGAGUACAUCAAGCUGACCGAGUUUGUAGCCGACAUGACCAAAAUCUUUGACAACUGCCGCUACUACAACCCCAGUGACUCGCCCUUCUACCAGUGUGCCGAGGUUCUGGAGACCUUCUUUGUCCAGAAGCUCAAAGGGUUCAAAGCCAGCAGAUUGUGAUGUCAAACUCCUGGGUGCCUGGGUCACUCUUAAGACAGACUAAACAAUAAUUUGCUAUACCCGCGGACGUUGCUGUUUUUACUUGUUUAAAACGGCCUGUAGGACGUCGCAAGAAAGGGCAAAUAUUAAGUCACACUGUAGGUGUGGUCAUUUUUAUUUUAGCAAGCAAAGGAAAUGAAAAAUACAUUUCUACUGUUUAGCAAUGGCAGCCAUGUUGGUAACACACAACAUUCGAAGAAAAAAAAGUUAUUUUCUUACAUUUCCUGCAACAGAGGACUGAUAUUUUGUGUAUCGUUGAGUUACACAGAGACAAAAUAUGAAGUUUGUUGUUCUUUCUUAUAUUUUUCCAAAAAAACACACAGAUAAGGAAUCUCUAACUCUACAGAAUCUUUGUUUAUUCGUAUCGGUCAUAACAUGCUGCAGCCGGACACUUUUACCUCAAUUCUUACCCAAGAAUUUUAAAGCAUGCAACAUUUAUCAGUUUAUUUUUAUUGGCUCUACCCAAGUAUGUUAUUUUAUGUGCAUAUUAUCGCUUUGCCAAGGACUAUUUUUUUAUUUUCUAAAAGAAAUAAUGGUAGGAUCUGUAAAGAUGGAUUGGAGAAAGAUAUAGUUUAGCUUUCCUGUUCUAAAUAUGGCGAGCUUGACAGUCUCCAGUUCAAAGGAAAGGUCCUUGUCCUUGUACAUACACUGUUGGGCUGACAUCACAUCGUACAUAACAUCUCACCAACAUGGCUGCUCGGUCUAUGUCAAAGUGUCUGACCCACUGGCAUCCAAUUCAUGUUUUUUUUUUUUUUUUUUGUAUUUCCCCUAGUGCAUAUUUUUGUCAUAUUGUAAAGCUUUUAAUAAAAAAAAAAGGAAACACCAAGAAGUUUUCCAACUGUUUUCUU